Messenger RNA from Falco peregrinus (peregrine falcon), 1089 nucleotides. It is a transcript of the gene TMEM252, whose product is annotated as transmembrane protein 252. Lineage: Eukaryota; Metazoa; Chordata; Aves; Falconiformes; Falconidae. The record is from RefSeq and is a predicted model, not a curated record. The transcript has 2 exons. Bases 275 to 985 code for a protein of 236 amino acids.
AAUACAGGUCUCAUUCAUAAACUAGUACUGUGUAAACCAUUGCAAAUUGUAACAUGCAGCAAAUGCAGCAGUUCAGUAUGUACUCCAGAGAUUACGGUGGCAAAGGAAUGACGCAGGAAGUCUCUGCUUCCUUCCUUAAAGUAAGUUUAAGAUUACAAAUUAAUCUCAAAAGAGAUUAUGAGUAUCUCAAAGAGUUAAUGAGUAUCUUAAAACUGCCUGCUUCUCUUAAUUGUCCAAAGGCCAAUUGAUCCUCAAGUGUAUAAAGUACCAAUGCAUGAAGAUGAGCAGCAGAGCUGAGAGAGCCAGCAAACAAACAGCAGACAGGAACCAAGUGCUGUGUCUGCUUGGAAAGAUGCCGAAAAUUGGUUUUACAUUCAUUCGGCUUUUUAUGCUCUUACUUGGUUUCUCCACUAUUUGUCUGGGAGUCCUUUGCAUUUCCACGAGUUCCUAUACAUGCAGAUGUGGAAAUAGCGAGCUGGUGUUCUAUUGCCUGUUAACUUUGGGUUUCUUUCUCAUUUUGACUGGCAUUUUCUGGAGCACUUUCCAUGAAGCCUUGAAAUUCAGAUGCCUCAGCAGUAUCUUUAUUCGAAACCCCAGCCAUGGAGAGCUACAUGUCAGCACUAUAGACAGGUCUGACUUCUAUCCCCCCUCCUAUGAAGACAGCACAGAUCCUGAAAAACAGACCUCCUCACUGCCAGUUGCCUCCACACUAAAACAGCAAGAAGUCAUCAACAUCCCUCCACCUCCGUAUAGUGAAAGCAGUGCUGAGUUCAUCAGUGAAACUGACCAGGAACAGGCACCACCGUACGAAUCAUCUGCGCAGCAGCUACUGCAGCAGCAAACAGGUGACCAAGACGCAGACCCCAGAGAGGAGUCUAAUUCUCAGCCAUCCACACAAGAAAACAGUUACCAACAGGAUACAGACUGCCAAGGAACCCCAGAAAGAGCAGUAUCUGUCAGAACAUCUGAGACAGGCAGUGGGUAAGCCCCUGCAUCUGUAAAGUGGGGAAAGCUGGAAGAAGAUGUAUGUCAGCGAUCCCUAAUAGUACACCACUUAGGCUGAAAUUGCCCAGGAAAAGCAUUGACCAU